Messenger RNA from Cuculus canorus (common cuckoo), 769 nucleotides. RefSeq names its product trypsin I-P1-like. Lineage: Eukaryota; Metazoa; Chordata; Aves; Cuculiformes; Cuculidae. Gene Ontology annotation, molecular function: serine-type endopeptidase activity. Gene Ontology annotation, biological process: proteolysis. The record is from RefSeq and is a predicted model, not a curated record. Bases 1 to 744 code for a protein of 247 amino acids. The transcript has 5 exons.
AUGAAGUUCUUCCUGUUUGUCACCUUUGUUGGCGUGGCUGUUGCCUUCCCCAUCAACGAUGAUGAUGACAAGAUCGUGGGAGGCUACACCUGUGCAGAAAACUCUGUCCCUUACCAGGUGUCCCUGAAUUCUGGGUAUCACUUCUGUGGAGGUUCCCUCAUCAACAGCCAGUGGGUCCUGUCAGCUGCUCACUGCUACAAGUACCGCAUCCAAGUGCAGCUCGGGAAACACAACCUGGCGCUUACAGAAUCCACCGAGCAGUUUAUCAGUUCAGCUAAAGUCAUCCGCUACCCUGGCUAUGACUCUGCAACACUGGACAAUGACAUUAUGCUCAUCAAGCUUGCCCAACCAGCCCAGCUCACCCGAGCCGUCCAAACGGUUUCUCUGCCUACCAGCUGUGUGGACGCAGGCACCACAUGCCUCAUCUCUGGAUGGGGCAACACACUCGGCAAUGGCUAUCUAUAUCCAGACACCCUGCAGUGCCUGGAGGCUCCUGUGCUCUCCUCAAGUGAGUGCAGCAAUGCUUACCCUGGGCUAAUUACCGACAACAUGAUCUGCGUAGGAUUCCUCGAGGGAGGGAAAGACUCCUGCCAGGGGGAUUCCGGCGGUCCAGUAGUCUGCAAUGGGCAGCUCCAGGGCAUUGUUUCUUGGGGUAUUGGAUGUGCAAAGGAAGGAUAUCCUGGAGUUUACACUAAGGUUUGCAAUUUUGUCUCCUGGAUUGAAGAAACCAUGGCUUCCAACUGAAACACUCUUGCUCUACGUCACCUAC